Molecule: messenger RNA, 1106 nt
Organism: Argiope bruennichi
Lineage: Eukaryota; Metazoa; Arthropoda; Arachnida; Araneae; Araneidae
Product: ATP-dependent RNA helicase p62-like
Exons: 4
Coding region: 168-629 (153 amino acids)
Source: RefSeq, a predicted model, not a curated record
UUGAACAGGAUCUUUUUGCUACCUUUUAUUUUUCGUAAGGUUUUCAACCAGUAACAUCCGAAACAUUCAAAUUAAAACGUUAUGUGGUUUGGUUCAGCUUUAAUUCAGAAAGUUGACUCAUUAAUGUGAAAACGGAAUUUGUAAUCGACCAAUAAUGUUUUAACAUAAUGAUGGUUAUUCCUUGGAAAUGCAGUGAUGUUUUACAAUUUCGACGAUUAUUUGUUUUGAAAAAAUGUUUGUUUACUGGAGAUCCAAUGCAGAAUGUAAAAUUUAAGCCUCAAUUAAGAAAAGUUCUGAGAAAGAUUACAAUUGAAUGGCAGAUUCUAAUGUUGAUUACUUCAUGGACAAAGAAAAUGCGAUCUUUAGCUGACAAGUUCUUAUCAAGUUAUAUUCGUGAAAAAAUUGGUGUCUUAAAAAUUUUUAGAAACCACAAUACUAAAUUGCAAUUAAAAUGUGAUAUUCAAAAUACCUUACACCAUCAAGGAUAUCAUGAACUAAAUCAUGUGCUAAUAGGGGAGGAUGUAGAACAAUUACAUAAGAAUGGAAAAGUUGCUGCUGAGUUUAACUUCGGAGCUUCUGCAGGCGAUUGCAAAAACGAUCUAUUCUAUCAUAGGUUAGGAUAUUUCUGAUAACUAUCAGAUUCUUUUUCAUUUGAUGGAAUUAGGCACCAUAAUAAAUAAAAAUAUAAUUAACUUUAGAAUCAUAACAUCGGCUUAUAUUGUUUUAGACAAAACUCAUCGUUUUGCAAUCGCCUUCAGUGGGGUCGGUUCUUUUGAAGUGUGUCACAUAUCCUCUUUGGCUGCGUAUGUUAUCCGAGGUUUCCUCCACUACGGCAAUAUUUGAUUUGUUAUUAUUGUAAUGUUAUUUUCCAAUAUUUUAUGGAAAGAAAUCAACUACAUUUUAAUGGUUAUAUUUAUUAUUUAUUUUUUCUAUCAUUCUUAAUACUUUACCAUAUUUCUGUGUGAAAGUCUCAUUAAUAGACAAUUUCAUUUCAUUAAACGAAUUGCUAAAUAUGCUAUUAAACAAUUACUUAGUAUUAAUUUAAGCUGCAGUGUGUUUGUUUGGUUUUACGUUGUAGAAGACUUUUUUAAAAAUUUAAUACACAA